GCUGUCCGACACCCAGGUUUACUCGCGCGCGCGACGACGGCGGGGCGCAGCGCCUGCGUAUUCGGGCUGCAGGCAGCCUCGACGGCGCCUGGACGCCGUUUCGCGGCCGGGGGCUGCGGUUAGGGCCCGCAGCUUGCGUAGCGCCAGGAGCGCCAGACCUGUCAACCGGUUGUUGGGCGCUGCAAAGCGCACGCGCCGCCUAGCCUAGAAAGGGGAACACCACAGCGCCGGACGCCGUCACGAAACGCCUUGCGACGGAAGGAGGCUGCCUUUACCAUGGCCGCGCCGCCGCCGCACCGCAUUCGAGUUGUUUGUAGACUAAGGCCCGCCGACGACGCCGCCGUGGAGGUACGAGGCGCCUCGCUCAUCGUGCCGAAGAACCGCAGCGUGCGCGAGUCGCGGGACGAGUUACCAGCUCAAGGUGGGCUGCGGUUUGGCGUCGAUGCCGUCUACGAUCAGAGCGCGUCGCAAGUGUCCGUUUUUGAAGGCGAGGCGGCGAAAUUAGUCGACGGCGUCGUCGACGGCGUCACGGGUACGUUGUUAGCCUAUGGGCAGACCGGCGCGGGCAAGACCUUCACCGUGCUCGGAAGAGGCGGGACGGCCAGUGGCGCGAAAUACGACGACCGCGGCUUGGUACCGCGGUGCCUGGAGCGACUCUUCGCGACGGCCAUGCGGAAAAGACGUUCAGGGCGUGUCGUGGACGUGCGGUUGUCGGUUUGUGAAGUAUACAACGAGACGGUCGUGGAUUUGUUGAGGCCUCCACCGGAGAAGGGGCAGCCGGUCGGCUUGCCCGUCGUCGAGAGGAACGGGUUGACGGAGAUCAAAGGCUUGGAGAAGGCUCCUGUUGCUAGCGCCGCGGACGCGUUGCAGUUGCUCUAUGAUGCGGAGAUUAACAGAGCGGUCGCCUCUCACGCGAUGAACUGCGCAUCCUCUCGAUCGCACUUGGUGGUGACGGGCCACGUCGUCUGUAGUCACGGGGAAGAUGUUACGGAAGCGAAACUAACGAUCGUGGACUUGGCUGGGGCUGAACGCGUCAAUCAAACACAGUCAAGGGAUGGUACAGCGACUCUCAGAGAGGCAGGCUACAUCAACAAGUCGUUGGCCUUCCUAGAACAAGUUGUCGUCGCGUUAGGAGACGACAAGCCGAGGUUGCACAUCCCCUACCGCUCUUCCAAGCUCACGCAUGCGCUCAAGGAUGCCUUAGGUGGCACUUGUAGAACAACUUUGAUUGCGUGUGUGUGGCCCUCCGCAGCUCAAGCGGAUCAAACGAGGGCUACCUUGAGAUUCGCGGCGCGCAUGGGCCGCAUCACGUGCGCUCCGGUCGUUGGUAGACGUAGAAGUGCUUCGGAAGACGCGGCGUCUAAGGUAGUAGCAAGGAAACUGCGCAACGAGGUGGCCGUGCUACGAGCCGAACUGGCGGCUAGAGACUUGAUAAGGGGAACGCCGCCGCCGGCCUACGCCUACGGGCCGCUGACGGACGCCGACGAGGUCCAGAAAUGUGCGAAAGUCGCGCGAGCGUAUGUCGACGACGGCACGGUGCCGCCCGUCAUUACCGUGGGUCAAGUGCGCGCCGUGUAUGCGGCUCUUCGUGACUUGUGCAGCCAGGCGCCGCCCGCGGCAACGCCGGCGGCGCCGCCUUCCGAGACGCCGGCUCGACAAAGCCGGCGCCUCUUCGCGACGCCUCUUGCAAGUCCGCCGCCGCCAACCGAGCAAUUGACGUCAUCUAAUUUAGAAGCGCACCAAUCCAUGACGAACGAGGAACUCUUCAAAAGGUGGCGGUCGUCGACAACAGAUCAAGAAGUUAUUGACGUUGAGGAAGAUUUACGAGCGUGCGCUUCUAGAAAGAAGGAGCUCAAGACCCUAUCCAAGAAACUUGUUACAGAUGUCAACGACGCCAAGACGCGCAUCGACGAGGAGUUGCAAGCGUUACAGGCGACGGGCGGCGCGGACGAGUUCGGCGACGACUCCGAAGCAGCGCAUGCGGUGGCGUCCUCGAAAAUUAGGGAUGCGAAGCGCGUCUACCGUUCAGCGUUCGAAGCGCGGAAGCAGGCCCAGAUGGAACUCGUGCACGUCGACGCGCGGCGGAAGUACUUGUUCCGCUUAUUGGUGGCCAAGUUCCAGGCCGCCCAUGAUUUAGUAAGCACUUAGC
Molecule: messenger RNA, 2149 nt
Organism: Pelagomonas calceolata
Lineage: Eukaryota; Pelagophyceae; Pelagomonadales; Pelagomonadaceae
Source: the annotation of a GenBank genome assembly